Molecule: messenger RNA, 1602 nt
Organism: Symbiodinium pilosum
Lineage: Eukaryota; Dinophyceae; Suessiales; Symbiodiniaceae
Source: the annotation of a GenBank genome assembly
AUGCCCAUCUUGCAAUUACCUCAAGUUCCGGCCACGAUGUAUCGGAAGCUGAAGGCCGAGCUUGCAUCAAACGGUCCAGUGGAAACGUCCAUCCAAGAGACGGAUGCAGCCGGCGAUGAGACAAUGAAGGAUGCGCAGGAGUGGAGGGAAACAGAGAAAGAGCUGCAGCAGGCAACGGAAGAUUUGGGCAAAGCAUCACACAAGGCUGCCAAGGAUCUUCAAAAAGGCACCAAGGAACUGCAGAAGGCACGUUCUCACUCUGCCCAGAACAUUGAGAAGGAACGCAUGCCGGCUUGUGCAACACAGCUUGGCUUUUCCUGUGUGGAUGCAAGCUCCGUUGAUCAGGAGCUGGAGAAGGAGCAAGAGGACAGCAACUGCUUCCAUGCCCUGAUUCGCCAAGGUGAAGAUGGGCAGUGGAGAGAGGACAAAAAUAUCAAGUGCGUUCCUGCAAAGGCGUCUCAGGACAAGUUCGUCCUGCUCAGGAACGAGGUAGAGGAGGAUUUGAAGCACUAUGGCCUGAUGGACUCCAAUAGCUUGAAGCAGUUGUGGAAAAAGCUUGACGCGAACGGCAACAACGUUGUCAGCCUGGCAGAGAUUGACAACCUUGUCGUGGACAUGGUUAAGGCCAGUAUUUGGCCCGACUGGGUGAACAACAAGGAUGCGAUUCGCAGAGCUUACGAGAAGACCAUCAAGCUGGAUGGUGAUGGGGACGAUUGGGUGGAGAAGGAAGAAUUCCACUCGCUGCUCCUGAACCUGUUCUGGUUUGGUCACAUCCAUCGACUAUUCGAUGAGAUUGAUACGAGUCAUGAUGGCAGAAUAAACUUGGAAGAGUUCACUGCUGGAAUGGCUCAGCUCGAUAUUCACCUUUCUCCCGAAGAGGCGAGGAAGGAGUACAGUACCAUUGACAUGGACCACGGUGGGAUGAUCCUUUUCACUGAGUUCUGUGCGUACAUUAGACAUCGAAUACAUCCGGACAGUGAUCCGGCCUUUGAUGCAGAUAUUGUGUCCAAAGACAAGUCCAACGAGACUCUGCGAAAGAAGCAUGGCGACAAGGCGACGCACGGUCACUUCGUAAACAAAAAGAGCCUUGCGGACUUUGACAAGCUCGAGAAGCAGUUGAAGGACAUAUUAAAAGCAAACGACCAGGCACAAUUGAAAAAGAUGUGGAAGCGGCUGGAUUUCAAUGGUAACAAUAUUGUCUCUCUUGCAGAGGUUGGCAAAAUGGUGAAUGAGCAGUACCCGCUGCUCAACCACCAGCCAGCGCUAAUGCGAGCCUUCAAGGCUACUCUCGAAAGAGGAAACGGUGACGAGUGGGUGCAGAAGAGCGAGUUCAAGAUGCUUCUUGGAAAUCUUUUCUAUUUCAACAAGCUCUACUGGCUUUUCGACCAGGUAGACGAGGACCACGACCGGCGGAUGACUCUGAAGGAGUUCCAAUGGUGCAUGUCUGUCUGUGGUAUCAAGAUGUCGCAAGCCAAGUGCGAGGCUGAGUUCAAGAAGGUGGACGUGAAUGGCGGUGGGAUCGUGCUUUUCGACGAGUUCUGCAGAUACUUCACCGAUAGGCAGUGCCCGGAAACCAUGAAGGAGUUCGUUGAUGACCUGUGA